Messenger RNA from Menidia menidia (Atlantic silverside), 1449 nucleotides. The record is from the annotation of a GenBank genome assembly. NCBI's taxonomy places the organism in Eukaryota, Metazoa, Chordata, Actinopteri, Atheriniformes, Atherinopsidae.
GUCCCAGCGUUGGGCGCCGUGAGGAGAUCCGGCAGCGGAGCACCUGAACGGCAGCACGACCCACCCUCUGGCUCUUUGGUGGAGGUGGAAGGCAGCGGGGAGGACAGGUUGACUCGUAGUAAAUUACUUCUGAGAGAUCCAGUCAAGGAGCAGAGAGAUGCCGCCGACCAGAACUUUGACUACAUGUUUAAGCUGCUGAUCAUUGGCAACAGUAGCGUGGGAAAGACGUCUUUCCUGUUCCGCUUUGCAGAUGACUCCUUCACCUCGGCUUUUGUCAGCACCGUGGGCAUCGACUUCAAAGUCAAGACCAUCUACAGGAGAGACAAGAGGGUCAAACUCCAGAUAUGGGACACGGCGGGGCAGGAACGCUACCGGACCAUCACCACAGCUUACUACAGAGGAGCCAUGGGAUUCCUGCUCAUGUAUGACAUCACAAGUCAGGAGUCAUUCUGUGCUGUUCAGGACUGGGCAACCCAAAUCAAGACUUACUCAUGGGAUAAUGCUCAGGUGGUACUGGUGGGCAACAAACUGGAUUUGGAAGAAGACAGACAAGUCCCAACAGAGGAUGCCCAAAGAGUGGCCACAGAGCUCGGCUUCCAGUUCUUUGAGGCAAGUGCUAAAGACAACAUCAAUGUGAAGCAGGUCUUUGACAAGCUAGCGGACGUCAUUUGUGAGAAGAUGAACGAGACGGUCAACGGCGAUGCCAGCCUGCCCGCUGCUCAGAAGGGGGACAGCCUUAAGGACGAGCCGCUCACGAGUCAGGGCGGCUGCGCAUGCUGAAGAUGGGCACUCUAAAAAGGAUCCACAUUUCAAACCAAAACAGACGACCUGUUUGCCAAAAAUCUGUCAUGCUGCUGGAAUACUGAAUGUUCAUCUCCCUCUCCAUUUUCUUCAGGUGAUCUUUCAUCAGCUCAGCUGCGAAUCAAACACGUUCCUCACAAUCGCAAUGUGACUGUUACACUGAGAAGCCAAAGAGCUGCAGUUGUGCCUUUUUCCUGUUUACACAGUGUAGUGGGUGAGCAGCGCCUAUGGCAAGUGAGGAUUCCAAGUGUAAAUGAAAAAAAAAAAGAAAAAGCAUGAGCUACAUCAGCAUGGCACAGAUUCACAUGAUGUACUUGUGUUAUACUGACCCCUUGUGGCAGUUCUGUGAAGCUGCAUCAGUCUUUGCUGAUUAUUGCUGUUCCAAGUCAAACAAACCAGAACGAUGAGGCCAUAAGCAUGUGACAAUUACAUCAUUUUUAGGUGUGCGUUCAUACUACACACCCAAUUUGAUGUGUUGGAAAGGCAUUCUAAGUUUGUUCGUUUUUCUGUCUAUUUGUAUAUUUAAUAAAUAAUUCAGCAAUGCUAACAGUAGGCCUCUUAACUUUGAGUAUUUAUCUGUGCAUCGUGUUCCUCUGUCUUCAUUUACACAAGGUCAAUGACGAGCAAAAAAAGGAAUAAAGCUCCUCA